Molecule: messenger RNA, 1433 nt
Organism: Purpureocillium takamizusanense
Lineage: Eukaryota; Fungi; Ascomycota; Sordariomycetes; Hypocreales; Ophiocordycipitaceae
Exons: 1
Coding region: 308-1417 (369 amino acids)
Biological process (GO): ribosomal large subunit biogenesis
Cellular component (GO): preribosome, large subunit precursor
Source: RefSeq, a predicted model, not a curated record
CGAGUAACCAGAACUCACCACACACCCCACCUCUCUCUCAUGACGAUACCCGACCUCACGAGCCUCGACACUCACGACACCACCACGACAUCCUCCACACUGGGACGCCUACAAAGUGACCGACCCAGCAUGGUGGACGUCGACCAGCAGCCGCGCCUUGCCGUCGCGCAGGCCCCGUCCCUUUGCCGCCUCUGCGACGUCGAGCUGCGCGGCGCGGAGACGUGGCGCGCGCACGUCAAGAGCGACGCACAGUGAGUUGCUCUUCCUUUUCCUUCACCGGUAAUGCCCGGACCCUCCCCAUUUCUCAAUGCUGAUGUCGUCGCGGCCGUUCGCCUCCGCCCCCAGUGUCUAUAAGCUUCGAGUAAAAGUAGCGGAGCCGGGGAGCGUCGUCGAGUCGCCCUCUGUGUCGCCGUCAGAAGCCGUCGACGGGCAAGCGAAGCCCUCCAAAUCGUCACGCGCACCGAAGAGGGCGGAGGUUGAAGACGACCAAGAUGAGGAGGAGGACGUGGAAGAUGACGAAGACGAAGACGACGACGAAGAAGAAGAAGAAGCGCCUGUCCCAGACUUCAUCCCCAGCGAGUGCCUCUUCUGCGCCCACCGCGCCUCCUCCCCGCCCACCCUCGCCGCCAACCUCGCGCACAUGUCCACCGCGCACGGCUUCGCCGUCCCCUUCCCGGACCUGCUGACCGUCGACCUCGACACCGUCGUCGGGUACCUGCACUUCAUCAUCCACGGCUACCGCGAGUGCAUCAGCUGCGGCGCCCGCAAGGCCACCGUCGAGGGCGCCCGCCAGCACAUGCUCGCCCGCGGCCACUGCCGCUUCGACGUCUCCCCCGACACCGAGGACUUUUACGACAUGCCUCGCCAGCCUGACGCUGCCGUCGAGCAGAUGCAGCGCCUGGCUGGUGCUGCCGCUGCCGGCGGCGGCGACGACAACAACAACAACAAUGCCAACAGCGGCAUGGCCGUCCGCCUGCCUUCGGGGAAGCUCGUCGCCCAGCGCCGCAACCCCGCCGACUCCCACCAGGAGCCCCGCGCGCCCUCCCGCCGCCAGGCCCCGCCAUCAGACAAGGAGCGCGAUUCGCUUCCUCAGCAAGCGUCAAGAGGCUCGACUGCUGCUGCUGCUGCUGCUGCUGCUGCUGCUGCUGCCCCUUCCUCCUCCUCCACUUCUCCCCCGGGUCUCGAGGUCGCGCAACGCGGCAGCGGUGGUGGUUCUGGCGGACAGCAGCUCGUGCGCAGCAACGAGGCCAUCCUCGCCGCGCAGCUGUCCCGGCUGCGCAUCGCGGGCGACCGGGCGCAGCACAGGAUCGAGGCCCGCAAGCGCCGCUGGGUCGACCGUCGCAACAACCUCACAAAGUCCAAGCACUUUCGCAUCGACGCCGGCGACAGCCGCUUCGGCAAGGGGUUUUGCUGUUAAGUGCGUACCGGGCCAG